AUGGCGACCAAGAUAUACAUCGUGUACUACUCGACCUGGGGACACGUCGCGACGCUGGCGGAGGAGAUAAAGAAGGGCGCCGACUCCGUCCCCGGCGUGGAGGCCACCAUAUGGCGGGUGCCGGAGACGCUGCCGGAGGGCGUGCUGGCGAAGAUGCACGCGGCGCCGGUGCGCCAGGACCACCCCGUCAUCACGGCGGGCCAGCUGGCCGAGGCCGACGGCGUGCUGUUCGGCACCCCGACGCGGUUCGGCAUGAUGGCGGCGCAGAUGAAGGCCUUCUUCGACUCCACCGGCGGCCUCUGGAAGGAGCAGGCCCUCGCCGGCAAGCCCGCGGGCGUCUUCUUCGCGACGGCCACCCAGGGCGGCGGCCAGGAGUCGACCGCGCUCACGGCCGUCACGCAGCUGGCGCACCACGGCAUGCUGUUCGUGCCGGUCGGGGGCACGCACGGCGCCGGCAUGCUGAUCAUGGACGAGGUCAAGGGUGGCAGUGCGUACGGGGCCGGCACCUUCGCCGGCGCCGACGGUAGCAGGGUGCCCACUGGCGCCGAGCUCGCUUUGGCGGAGCACCAGGGGAGGUACUUCGCCGGCAUCGCUAAGAAGCUCAAGUCCGUCUGA
Molecule: messenger RNA, 615 nt
Organism: Triticum turgidum subsp. durum (durum wheat)
Lineage: Eukaryota; Viridiplantae; Streptophyta; Magnoliopsida; Poales; Poaceae
Source: the annotation of a GenBank genome assembly